This is a messenger RNA of Leptopilina boulardi, 7896 nucleotides long. RefSeq names its product Kv channel-interacting protein 4-like. Lineage: Eukaryota; Metazoa; Arthropoda; Insecta; Hymenoptera; Figitidae. The record is from RefSeq and is a predicted model, not a curated record. Gene Ontology annotation, molecular function: calcium ion binding. Bases 1 to 1263 code for a protein of 420 amino acids. The transcript has 7 exons.
AUGAGGUUCCAGAGCCUAACCCUUAAUCCACCUCAGUUUCCUAAGCGACCAAGUUGUGAUCCCUAUACAUUGGCGUCGUCCUCUCCGAGUUUCACGACUUUGACUUAUAGUCAAGAGAGGAACUGGAAUCUUAUUCCUGGGACCGUCGUGGUGUUGUCCGCCGGGGGUGGCGGUGGCGACACAGGGGGCGGGGGUGGGAAUCUUUGUCGACGAUCUGAAUUUGCUCGGCGUGGGGGUGGCGGUCGGGGGGCCUCUUGUCUUUCCACCAUCAGCUCCUCUGUUGCGGGGAGCGCUGGGGGCUGCGGCCCCGUGGUGGGCCUCCCCUCCUACAAAAAGCGACAAGGAACCGGAAGCGCAUGGGGCAGAGGGAGUAAAGGACGGGGUAGAGGACGCGGGGGCGGCGGUGCGAAUUUUUCGGGUUCCGGCGUCGCCCCCGCGAAUUAUACCCCAGGACUUGAGAGCGUUGCACCAGGAUUGCGUGAGGUCGUGAAUAUUCUUGGCAAGAGAAAUCAAAUUGGUACUCUCAGUGGGGUUGGUCCACCGCCAGGUACAUCAGAUACAGAUGAAACUGGUGACGAGGAAGAGGGAAACACUCCAAGAAGACCACCAAAACCACUUUAUCGAAGAUUAAUCAGUUAUGUGCGUCAGGCGUGGACUGGUGUUAAAUUUGCAUUAGACUCCGAAUAUGAAGAGGAACAAAUACCGAGAUAUCGGCCCGACUCUUUGGCGAGUCUUUGCAGAGCAACUCGAUUUACUGAAGCUGAGCUGAAGAGGAUAUAUCGUGGAUUCAAAGCCCAGUGCCCCACGGGAGUCGUCCGAGAAGAAACCUUCAAGUGCAUCUAUUCCCAGUUUUUCCCUCAAGGAGCAAACGCAAGCCAGUAUGCCCAUUACGUUUUCAACACUUUGGACCAGGAUCAUAGCGGACUUUUGAGCUUUGAGGACUUUGUUACGGGUCUUAGCAUACUCUCCCGUGGAUCAAUAGAGGAAAAACUUCGUUGGACAUUUUCUUUAUAUGAUAUCAAUGGAGAUGGAUGUAUCACUAGAGAAGAAAUGACGGAUAUUGUUACUGCAGUUUACGAAUUGUUGGGAAAAUUUGCGGAUACUAGCCUAAAUCAUGAAGUAGUACGUGAAAAAGUAGAUAGAAUGUUUUUGAAAAUGGAUGGAAACAAAGAUGGUGUUGUAACACUUUCCGAAUUCCUAGAGGCAUGUCGAGCUGAUCCUGAUAUUUCUACCAAUAUAGCGGCCUUUGAUACGGCUUUCUGACACUCGAUACGAUCUCUUAACACGCCAUAUGGACUUGAAAAAAGUCCCUUUUUAUUGCCAAACGGAAAUUGAUAUAAAUACCAUUCGAAUUUUUUGCGGAUGUGUGCAAAAAAAAAAAAGAAAAUAAAACUUCCGACAUUUGACGUUUCUAAGACAGUUUGUGAAUUUUUCACACACAACCAUUUGCUCCAGUUUCCAGAAAUGAAACAAAAAAAAAAAAAAAAAGAAAAGGAGAAUGUUGUAAUUUGACAAAGAGAACAGAAAAAGAAGUGUUGUAGAAGAAGCUCAACUAUCGACACCUGCCAUUGUUCCCGUGGAAAAUAGUACAUCGUUAAAAGAAAAUAUCUCGUUUAUGAUUUAAAAAAAAAAAACAAAAAACAAGCAUUUUAUUUCAAAUUUUCAAUAUUGAGGUUUUUUUUUAUACGAAUUUAAUGAAUGGAAAAUAUAAAAUACUUUUAAUCAAAAUAUUAAAACUUACAUUUCACUUUUUUUUAAUUUCAAACCAGUAAAGCAUCAAAUUUUUUCAUAUUUGUAAUUAUAAAAAAAAAAGAAAACCUCAAAAAAUAAAAUGUAAAUUUAAAAAAAAAGAAAUUUGAUCGCCUCUUUUUGUAGUUGAUUUAAUCAUAAAGAUAGUGGAAGUAAAUUAAAUUUCAAACGAUAUAUACGUCCGACAACAAUAUUUAAUUUUACUAAAAAAAGUUUUUUUUAAAAAAAAAACACAGUGCCAAACAAUAGCUUUGUGUUGAAUAAUAUUUGAAAAUAAAAAGAAAUAAAACGAGCAUCAUUAAACGUUAGUAUUUUAUAGCCAUAAUUUAGCUUAAAGUGAAAAUGCAAGUACUGAACAUUUUUAUUGCGCGUCUGUUUUUUUUUUCCAAAUAUUUUCUCAUAUUUUCAUUUUAUAAUGUAUAUUAACAAUGACACCAGAGGCUUUUUGUCGGCCACUUUACAUUCAAUGCGGCUAAUUAUAGACAAAUACUUUUUACAAAAAAAAAAAAAAAAAAAAUAAUAUGUGGAAAAUGGUGUCGAUAUAUAGAAAUAUUUUCAAAAUAAAUAUAAAUAUAUAUAUUUCAAAUAAUAACUUAUUCGAUGCUCAGUGAUUAUUAAAUGAUAGUGUCAAUGAUUCUCUUCAGAAAUCAAAAAAAUAUUUUACUAUUUUUUUCGUUGAAAAUGAAAUUAUUUUUUUAAUUAAAUUAAAUCAUUUUCAUUAAGUAGUUUUUUAAAGUAAUGCCUAAGUUCAAUUUAAUUUAAAAAUUGAUGGAAAUUUCCAAAAUUUCCACUCAAAUUCGAAAAUUCGAUGAAAAAAAAAGAGAUAAAAAAUAUUAAAUUGGAAAAUAAAGUCGUUAUAAAUUAUUUUUAUUCAAAAACUUGUAUAUUUUUAUCUGAUAAUAGAAAAAUAUGACUUUGACGUUAAAUAAAAUUUGUAUAGACAGAGAAAUAAUAUAUAAAUAUAUAAAUAGUUAUUCUCAGACGUAAGUGAGAAAGUAAAUAUAUAUUAUGAAUGCACGACGAUUCGAAUGUUUAGAAAAUAAUAAUUAUUUUAAAUUCUCGUUAAGUAGCUUCGAAAGCCGACGAAGAAUUUUGUGGAUUGUUGUAUCUAUAUAGUGAGUAAAAAAACAUGAUGCAAAGUAUAUUUAUUUUUGUGACAAUUAGGGCACAUUAAGCUUAGUCUUAAAAAAAAAAAAUUCACGCUGCUAAUAAGAGAAAAAAAAAUUCCUCAUUUAUUCUUUUCUUUUCUAAUUAAAAAUAUUCAUUAACUAAACUUUUUAUGAUAUAAUUUUUCUAUUAUUUUUAUUUAUAAUAUAAAUAUGAAAAUUUUUUUUUUAAAUUUUUAAUAAAAAUUGAAAUUUCGAUUAUUAGCAACGUUGCGUAAUAUUAAUAUAAUACGUAUAUAUAUAUAAGUUAAAUGUAAAAAUUGAGAUAAACAUCGAAUGUUGUCUCAUAUCAAGUCGAUCACUACCACAUGUCUUUGAAGUUUUUCCGUAUAAUAUAAAUGUAAAAAAAAAUGAAAAUUAUUAAGAGAAAAGAGUCAGGAAAGGCCCCCAAAAAAGUACUAUUUAGAUAAAUAUAAAUCUUCGAAUCCCUUUGGAAAAAAAUCUAAUUUAGUGAUAAAGAAGCAAAAAAAAAAAAUUAGAUUCUACUUCUACUCUAUAUAAAAGAAAACAAAAAAAUCUAUCGCCCAAUCUAUUGUGCAUGUAUUGUACCUGUAGCACCAGCAGUAAAAUGUCUAUAGUAGAAAACUAUUUCAAAAAAAAAAAAAAUGGUACCACAAAUUUAUUCUAAUAUAAAUUGUUCUAUCUUUAUAUAUCUCUCUCUUAGAACAGCCCUGGUCCAAAUAACAAAGAGCAAAACUAAUAAAAAAAAAAAAGAAAAAAAAAUAUAAAUAAUUUAAUUUCUCAUUCUUCGUAAUCGGAAUACUAAAAAAAAAGUAGAAAAAAUAAAAUAUAUUUAGACAAGAGAAAAGAAUAAUAUAGAAUUGGAAAAAAAGUUGAUUAAAUAAAAAAUUAGUCUUUCUUUUGCUGGUACUUUUGCAAUAAACUGUUUUUUUUUAUCUGAAAAAAGAAUAUAAUAUAAAUACACAACUAAAAUAAAAAAAACAAUUUAAAGGAACAAAAAAUCAUUCGGAUUUUACUGAUUUUUUUCCUCUGCAUAGAAUUCAAAAUGAUUUUCUUAAACUUUUAAAAUAAGCAGAUUUUAUCACAUUUUUUUUCAAUUCUCAUUUACAAGUUAAACUGUUUUUAAACAUGUAAUUUCUCUGUAUAUAUUUGUUUUAAACAAAAACUUUGAAUCUGCAUAUUUAAAGGGUACUAGAGACGUCGUUGUUAUCCUUAAAGUUUCGUUUCAAAACUUGUUUCCACGAGAGACAUAGACGAUAAAUAUAUAUAUGUAUAUGUGUGUAUAGUAAAAUAUUAUACUUCGCGAAAGAAUUGAAUCAAAACUUUUGAGUUGCUCUUUACAUAUAUAUAUACUAUAUACAUACGGAAUAUCCGUAUUUAUAUGUUCGCAUAUCUAUCUAUUGAUGACUAUUGUAUAAAAAAAAAUCUCUUAGUGGUAAUAUCUAUCUUUAACUUUGAAAAAAAAAAUUCUUUUUCUCCAAGGGACUACCUAUUUUCAAAAAAAAUAUAGAAAUGCAAGGGAAACAUUAAACAAGUCGAAUUACUUCAAUGAAAAUAAUUCUUUAGAAAUGUGAAUAUUUGUUAUUUUGCAAAAAAAAAAGAGAAUUUUCUUUAAUUAACAAAAUUAUUAAUUUCGAGAAACAAUAAAAUUUGUAAUAUAAUUAUAAUUUAUAUUGAUUUAAAUUACAAAACAAUAAAUUAUAAUUUUCAAAGCUAAAUUUAAUUCUAUUUUUCAAUAAAUUGAAAUUAUAAUUAAUUAUAAAUUUUUUAUUAUAGUACUAAUUUUUCUUUUUUUGUUAUUCACAUCUCUAUUUUUCAAUGAACUAAAUCGUCUUGACUAUAAGAAAAGCAGUAAAGAAUUUUUCAACUCGCAAUAAUAUGAAAAAAAAAAUCUGCAAAUUUAUAUAAUAAUAAAUAAAAAUUUUUGGUCGGGCUGUGCUUGUAAUGGCUGACAGAUGGUCCAAUCAUAGACUAUGUAUAUGUAAUAACAAAAGAGAAUUAUAGAAUUUACAAAGAAAGAAAAAAGUAUAAAUUAAAAUAAAAAUAAAAAUAGUUUAACAAUAACAAAUAAAUACCUCACGGCAUUUGAGAUCAGGAUCUUUGACUCUUGAUUCAAAAAAAAAAAAUAAAAUCCACUUUAUAUUGCAAAAAAAAAAGAAAAGAAAAAACAUAUUAAUUUUAAAUAACAUCGAAUCGCAAAAAAUUCGUUGUUUUUUUUCAAAAAUUACUCAGAAGCCGUUUGGUUAUCACGAGUUUAAAAAAUAAAAUUAAAAAAAGCGCAAAUCGAUACGUUAAUUGUAUAACGGAUUUUAAAUAAUGAUAAUAUCCACAUGGCGAUAUAUUUUCAAUGUAAGUCGACGAUGUAUUAUUGUAUAAUGUAUAAAUUCCCCUAUAACAACUCGUCGAGGCCAUAAUGGAAACGGGAUUUACCGGCAAAGCUCGUUUUUUUUUUUUUUUUUUUUUUGUAUUUUUAAUUACCGUGCACAUAAAAAGUGUUAUUUAUCCGUUAAAAUUUAAAGAGAAAAUACAUUUUUAAACAUCAUCCGGGAAAAAUCGUUUCCGUGUUCCAUUGAACGGGUGUGUUUGAAUGUUGAUUGUUAAAUGUUAGAAUAUAGUCAAUACGAUACGAAAAUUCACAUAUUUAAAUUAUAUGACGUUUUCAAUUUUAUUAUUAAAAACUAUUAAUUGUACCGUUUUGAAAAUUUUUCUAUUAGAAAACUAUUUUUGAAUAUUUCGAUAAUAAAUUAAUUUUUUCAAAGUAAAAAUAAAAAAAGAAAGAAAAGGAAUAAAGUUUUGAAGAAAAAAAAUAUUUCAUGAUUAAAAAUAAUUUUUUUUUAAAAUUAUUAUUGUACAAUAAUACAUAAAAAUCUACAAUUGCUUUGGUUUUUUGAAACUAUUUACUAAAUCACACAAUAAUUAAAACUAAAAUUUUAUUUUUAAAUUUAUUCUAACUUGCAAAAUUUAUAAUUCAAAAUUACCCUUUAUUUAUUAAUGAUAAUGAAAAUAAAUUAUUAUUUCCUGCUUGAAUGUAUAUCCAAUUUUGGCCUCAACUCAAUUACCGAAUUAAGCAAUGAAAAAAAAAAAAAAAUAAUAAAUCCCCCAUAUUUUCUUCACAUGGAAAUUAUAAAAUCGAAGCUUUCUUUAGAAAAAAGAGAAAAUAAAGAAAAGCGUAACGAAUCUAUUUUUAUUGCAAUAAUUAUUUCCACACAACUUUAAAAUAUCGUACAAAAAUCCUCCUCACCAAUAUACAAUAAUUAAGAGUGUCUUUUAGAGGCAUUUUUGUGAAAUCCCAAAGUUCUGAGGGCCGUCGUAGUGGCUGUAUACUAAAUAUAUAUAUAUAUUAUUGUACGAUAUUUCGAAAAUAAAAAUCGCGCGCGCGAAAAAAGGGAGAGAGAAAGAGAAAGAGAGAGAAAAAGAGAAAAAAAAUAUAUAUAAUACUGUCAUAUGUCAUAUUAUAUCAAUAUUAAACUGAUAGUGUAAAAGACCGAUAAUUUAUGCAAACAGAAAGAUUAUAUGUCAUAUUAUGUAUACAAAUCAUAAAUUUGUUUGUUAUAAUAAUUAUAAUACAGGUGUUUGCUGUAAUUUGUGUAAAGUUACAGUAAGUGUUAUAGUGAUAGAUUACAAUAUAUAAAUAUAUAAAUAAUUAUAAAAGAAACCUGUAUUAAAAUUAUAAAUAGACUAAGUAUAAAAAAGAAAUUUUUGAUUUGUACCAAAAUAAAUGUGAACCAAAAACAAAAUUGUUUAUAAUCAAAAGGGAUAGACAAUUUUUUGUAUUUGUUUUUAUUAAAUAUUUUUAAUACAAAUGUGAUUUAAAAAAAAAACAAAAAAAAUGUGAUUUCAAUUUUCUAUUUAUUAGUUUCAUGAAAAAAAAAAAAUUAUGUAAUUAUUUAGUUUUCAAAAAUUUUCAAAAUAUAUCAAAUAUAUUCGAUUAUUAUUAUAUUAAUCGAAUAUAUAAAAAUCAAGUGCCAAAGAUGUGUAAAAAUGAAAUAUUUAAAUAUAAUAAAAGGCAAAAAAACAACAAAAAUGUCUAUCCCUUAAGCUUAUAUCAUUUGUUUUUCAAUAUAGCUCUUUAAAAUGGCACAGAACAAAAGCAAAAUCAAUAACAAAAAAAAAUAAAAUAGCAUUUCAUGAAAAAUGUCAAAUGACUUGCAUUGCAAUGCUCUUUAUAAAGAUUUAAUUUUCAAUUUCUAUAAUUAAUUAAUAAUAAAAUCAACAUCUAAAUGAAAAUUUUAUCUUAUCUUCAAAUUGACUAUUAUUUAAAGUGAUUUAAAAAAAAGACAAUAAGUUAUUUACUUCAAUUCAUAUUCCUAAUUAAUAUGAAAAUAAUUUCUAAAAAUUAUCUUUUCUAAAUCUUAAUUGAAAAUAUUUUCGAAAAUUCAGUUUACUCAGAAAAAAAAAAUUCAUGAAAACCUGCCAAUUGGCUCAAUUUCAAAUUUAAAACCAUUUUUUUUUUUUGUCGAAAGAAGAAUAAUUUUAAGAUUGUAUAGUAGAAAGCACACUUUUCAAAAGUGGAAACAAAAUAUAAUAAACCAGAGCGAAAAAAAAAAUAUUUCGCGUAAAAGCAAAUCUGCUGUGAUUUAUUCAUGCGUUUUUCACUUAUUGUUGUUAUUGUUUGUUUUUGUUUUGUUGUGUGACUAAAUUAUUGCAGUCACUGCCGUCGCUUGUCUGCCGCCAACGAAAAAAAAAAUCGCUUUUGUGCUUUAAACGCCUAAUUAUUAUUGAAAAUGCCUCAAGGAGACAUCCUUGAUGUAUGAAGAUAUCAUAUCAACAUAAUCUCAUAAAAUUUUAUAAUUUGCACAUAUUCUAAGAAUUGUAGCUUCUUUUUGGAAAAUAAUUUCAUUAAAUAAUAAUUAUGCUGCAGCAGUGGCAUUCUCUGAAAAAGAAAAAUCAUCUUAAUUUUUUUUUUUGAAAGCCUAUAAUAGCUUUGUGAUUAUUAUAUUAUAUUAACGGAUUCUUUAACUUGGUAUAUAAUACGUGCGAUUAUGUAACUGUUUUAUAAAAUAAACAGAUAAUUAAUGUU